UUUUCCGCUGCGACGUUUCACGCCCAUAGUUAUCGCGGAGAGUGCCUCUCGUAAUCAUAAUAAACCUAACAGAUAGUUUCCUUUUUGCCGUUUAUAGGCACCAUCGAAGACUACAGCGGACGAGAGGACACAGGCGGCAACAUAGCGACGACCUCCUCCAUCCCUUCCAGCCCGGCCACGCCGGCAGAGGUCGUAAGCAUGGACAGCACGACCCACGCAGCUAACGCGACGAAUGUCAGCGCUAUCGAGCACGUGCCCUAUCACAUGCGGCCCGAGACGUACAUAGUCCCCGUCGUGUUUGGCUUUAUCUUCCUGCUGGGCAUUAUCGGCAACGGCACGCUCAUCUUUAUCGUGCUAAAGAACAAAUGUAUGCGCAACGUCCCCAACAUCUACAUCGUCAGUCUAUCUCUCGGAGACUUCCUGCUCAUCCUGAUAUCGGUGCCAUUCACGAGCACCAUAUACACGGUGCGUAACUGGCCGUUUGGCGAGGUCGUCUGCAAGCUGAAUGAAUUCCUGCAGGACAUGUCCGUCGGCGUGUCCGUAUUCACGCUGACGGCGCUCAGCGCCGACCGCUACACGGCCAUCGUCGAUCCUAUGAAGAAGCACAUGGGAAACCCGACCCGACGUACCGUGAUGACGUCAUUUGCCAUCUGGAUCGUGGCGAUCUGUCUCGGCGUGCCGGACGCCGCGAUCUCGUACGUUCUCUUCACGGGCCUGCAUCCAGACGACGCAAACGGCGUCAACGUCUGCUACCCGUACCCGCUCGACUGGCAGACGUGGUACCCGAAGCUGCACACGUUCUGGAAGUUUCUCAUCUAUUUCCUCAUCCCAAUGGUGAUCAUCUCCACCUACUACAGUCUGAUGGCGAAGAAUCUGAUGCUGAGCACGCAGAACAUGCCCGGGGAGAAGGCGGAGAAGGGCUCGGGAGCCCAGCACGCAGCGAAACAGAUGGAAGCGCGCAAGAAGGUCGCCAAGAUGGUUCUUAUGUUCGUGGUCUUAUUCGUUAUCUGCUGGGCCCCGCGCCAUCUCUUCAACAUGUGGUUCCACUUCAGUCCCUGGUCUCGCGAGCAGUUCAACAGCGGCUGGCAAGCGUUCCGCAUCAUCGGCUUCUGUAUGUCCUUCAUCAACUCGUGCCUCAAUCCGGUGGCACUCUACUGCCUCAGUAAGCAGUUCCGCAAGUACUACAACCGAUAUCUGUUCUGCUGGUGCCGCCGAUCGCCUGACCUGCAGACGACGGAACCGAACUCCGCUAUGUAUAACUUCACGAGCACAGUUCGACGUGGCAGCGCCAACUCAUACACGAUGGUGACGUCACAGACUGCCGCCGUGUAG
Priapulus caudatus is the source of this 1332-nucleotide messenger RNA. RefSeq names its product neuromedin-B receptor-like. The transcript has a single exon. Gene Ontology annotation, cellular component: membrane. Gene Ontology annotation, molecular function: G protein-coupled peptide receptor activity. The record is from RefSeq and is a predicted model, not a curated record. NCBI's taxonomy places the organism in Eukaryota, Metazoa, Priapulida, Priapulimorpha, Priapulimorphida, Priapulidae. Gene Ontology annotation, biological process: G protein-coupled receptor signaling pathway. Bases 199 to 1332 code for a protein of 377 amino acids.